AGGCGGUCUGUUUCUAGGAUGAUGAAUGGCACUUCUUCCCCCCGUCGGAACGGGAGAGGUUACGGGUGCACUACGAUCUAAGACUAUAGGCCACCCUGUGGAGCGAGGAAAAGGGAGGGGCAGCGAUGAGGUGGAGGGACGUGUUUUCCUUUUUACACUCCUCACAUAUUGUAGCACACUGAGAGUGAAAGUAGCCGGUCUCCACGAGUGACAGACGGAGUUGGAGCAUCCCGAAGGGACGGCGCAGGAAAACAGCGAAGCGCCGUCGCACGCAAUGCUGCCUUUUUCUCCUGCCAAGUGCGGACCAAGUCUGUUUGUAAUUAAAGCGAAUGUGCUUUAAACGGAAAAUGCGCAGAAAAAUAAUAAUGAUCGUGGGAUCACCGUCGUUGGAUGGAUUUGAAGACAUGAAGUGCGUCUGGGUCAGUUUGAGAUAAGGAACAUUUUAAACCGGCAGCAUUUUGCGUUUUUCAAUGCCUGGUUUAUAAUUUAAUUUGAAUAGAUCAAUGGACUGGUUUAGAACGCCUCGAAUUUCUGUUUUUUAAACACCCAUUCCAGUUUCUGGAUAUGCGCAGACAGCGUUCAAGGCGAAAUAGCCUAAAUAGAUUUAUUUUUGCAUUUACUUAUAUUUCGCGAGUGUGAGAGAGACAUGAUGUGGACUGCAUCGAGACCCAAGACGCCCUUGUGAAUGUAAGGGCAACAUAUAUUUCUUGGGAAAUGAUACAUUUUGCGAAGGACGUAUUUAUCGCUAUGUGUGUCGGUCCGCUACGGAGUGUUUGCAGUUCCUUGGAUAAGUAUUAUGACCUGGGACUUCCGGGGGUUUUGAUCCGAUAAGACCAAAUGUUACAAAAAUAAAGAUUCGUCGAGAAGAAAUAGAAGACAGAAACAUCGGGAGAAUCGGGACUCCACUUUUAAUUGUCAACGACACAUUUAGACUAAGCGUCGAAACUGGGAGUCACACAGCGUAACUGGAAUAUCAGAAUUUACGACCACAAGACACAGACACGACCUCCAACAUGUUUAAACGAGGCUGCGGGCUGGAGGUUCUGCUGGUCCUGUGGGGUUUGGAGCUGUCCUGGUCCUGCCCGCGACACUGCAUCUGUUACACGGCACCCAGCACGGUCAGCUGCCAGGCGCACAACUUCCUGUCGGUCCCCGAGGGAAUCCCGGCAGACAGCGAGCGCAUUUUCCUGCAGAACAACCGCAUCAGGAGGCUGCAGCGCGGCCACUUCAGCGCCACCACCAUCAAACUGUGGAUCUACUCCAACAACAUCAGCUACAUUGAGCCGUCCACCUUCCUGGGCUUCAGUCUGCUGGAGGAGCUGGACCUGGGUGACAACCGGCACCUGCGGGCCCUGGCGCCGGACACCUUCCAUGGGCUGAGCCGGCUGCAUGCCCUGCACCUGUACCGCUGUGGCCUGACCGCCCUGCCCCCCGGAAUCUUCCAGGGCCUCAGGAAUCUGCAGUACCUCUACUUACAGGACAACCACCUGGAGCUGCUGCAGGAUGACCUGUUCGUGGAUCUGCAGAACCUGAGUCACCUCUUCCUGCAUGGGAACCGGCUGUGGAGCUUGCACCAGAACACGUUCCGUGGGCUGCGGGCACUCGAUCGCCUGCUGCUGCACCACAACCGGCUGCAGUGGGUGGACCGGCUGGCCUUCCACGACAUGCAGCGGCUCACCACGCUCUACCUGUUCAACAACUCGCUGACCCAGUUGCCCGCCGAGUGCCUGGCCCAGCUGCCCGCCCUCGAGUACCUCAGGCUCAACGACAAUCCCUGGGACUGUGGCUGCAGGGCACUGCUGCUCUGGGAUUGGCUGCGCCGUUUCCGGGGCUCCACCUCCGAGGUGGGCUGCCAUGAGCCGCCAGGGCUGGCCGGUCGGGACCUGAAGCAGCUGCGAAGAGAGGAGCUGCCCACGUGCUCGGGGUCCGAGUCGCUCCACCAGAGCAAGGCGGGUCCUCGGUCAGGGGCCGACACGGUCUCCCUGAAGAAGGAGGGCCAACCGCCGCCGUAUGGCGGACGUGAGCCGCUCCCACCGCCCUCCCCCCUGCCACACCCACCUCCAGCCAGCUCAGGGCUGCCCCCUGGGGGCGCUUCUGCGCAGAGGCCCAGGAACUGCACAAGGCAGCGCGGCAGGGGGGGCAAGGCCAAGGGGCAGAAUGGGGUGCACGCCCUGAAGGAGAUGACCGGUAAGGAGUAUCUACCCCCUGACUUUGGACCCGAGGACAGUAAAUAUGACCAUGGUAUCCCCAACGGUGUUCCCCCACGCAGGAAGCACAAGUGCACUCCCCGGCCGUCCAUGCGCCCCCCCAGUGGAGUCCUGCAGGCCACCAACCAGGCGAUGUGCUGCCGGUCCCAACACCUGCUCUGCGCUGUGCUGGGAAUCCUUGUGCCCUUAACUUCCGUCAUACUGCGUUGAGCCAGCAGGGGGCGUCUCUGACUCCCAACAAUCCAGCCUUCAUACUCACUUUAACCCCAGCACUCACGGGCCUGUUUGUGUGUAUGUGUGAGCAUGUGCGUGGGCGUAAGAGAGAACUUUAGCGUAACUGCGUCCACGUGAGAAGCUCAUUACUCCGAGACUGGAUUCGAGACGGAGAAUGGCUGUUACUCUCGGCUUCAGCCGUCUGUCAGAUGAGACAUUUGGAGUCUCGUUGUCCAGGUACUAAAGGACAAGAGGCAUGGGCUGGACAGCCACUGACUGCCAUCGGUGACACCUCACCCUGUGCUCAGGACUCCAUUGUUAGCGCCAUCUACAGUUCAAAAGGGAGACAGCAUUUGAAACAUGCAGUAAAGAAACUAAACGAAACAGGCUGGAAGCUGAGUCUGGGCUUUCAGAAAAGGGAUUGAAAAGCCUUCACCCAUUACUAAUGUGCAGAAAAUGCUACCAAAUGCCAAGACUUUACAGCGUUACUCAUUUUUACGGCCAGUUACUGUGUGCAGCACGUGUGAGCAUUGGCAGGUGGUGUCCAGGUAGAUCCAGGAGGGAACAGCAACGGCUCGGAAGGUUGGCUGGGUUUUUCCUGUAAUUCUCUGCUCUACCAAAUGAAGGCUAUGUAUGAAUGAAUCCCUGGAAUAGCCAAUCAAACAUAAGAGUCUGUAGAGAAAGCUUGCCCACAGAAGAAUCUGCCCUCCUCUAGCAGCGAAUCAAAGUGCUUAUCACCCUUCCUGAUUGAUCUUUAAUUGGCCACGGUGUAUAGAUGAGGGUUUGGGCGGUGCCAUCGGGGAGAACGGUCAAGGGCGACACGUCCCUUAUUCCAGCCAGUCACCUUCCCAUGGAACAUCUGACUUCAUGCAUAAUAAAACAGGCUAAAUAAAAUUCUGCCUUCAAAUUUUCCAAAAAGCACAGGUAACAUCCCACCUCAUAACGGAACUUCAUAGAUGGGUAGUAAACAACAAAAUAUUAAGACAUAAUAAAAAAUGAACAUGUAAAUCUAAAGAAAUGACUCUUUGCUGCAAACGUGACACGGACGCCCUGGAGGGCGGGUAACCCAGCAUGGAGGCAGAGAGGCCCUGGGUGCGGAUGCAGACCUCAGACACACCUCUGCAUCGGCAGGGUACUGGUGUCAAGCAGGGAGGUGCUGCAGCCAAGAAGGGGGGCGUGGCCACCGGAUGGGUGUGGCCAUAAACUGGGCGUGGUCACCAAAUGGGCGAGGCCACGGGAUGCAGGAGCGAGAGAUACGACACCCCCAUCUGCGGAUCGGUGGGGACUUCACGCCUCCAAAGCUAGAUUAUCCCGAGACUGUUUGUACUGAUGUGAACUGUACCAUUACCGCUAAUAAAAUGAGUAAUUACCGUGCCGAUAUUAACCAUCAGUUAUCAUGAAAAUGACUAUUAAUGACAUUAACAGGGUUCCAGUUUCCAAGAGAGAGCAGUAUAUUUAUUUAAAUUUAUUUUUAGUUCUUUUUGUAAGGUUCUCAGCACCAUUUUCAAAAAAUAAUAAUAAUACCCAGUCCUGUGUACUUAUCCUUAUUUUGAGUCAUGACUGAAGAAUAAUACAGAGA
Paramormyrops kingsleyae is the source of this 3999-nucleotide messenger RNA. Lineage: Eukaryota; Metazoa; Chordata; Actinopteri; Osteoglossiformes; Mormyridae. The record is from RefSeq and is a predicted model, not a curated record.